This is a messenger RNA of Eimeria mitis, 486 nucleotides long. RefSeq lists its product as uncharacterized. The record is from RefSeq and is a predicted model, not a curated record. Lineage: Eukaryota; Apicomplexa; Conoidasida; Eucoccidiorida; Eimeriidae. The coding region runs from base 1 to 486 and encodes 161 amino acids. The transcript has 5 exons. Gene Ontology annotation, molecular function: ubiquitin-like modifier activating enzyme activity.
AUGGAUGUCUUAAAAGCCAAGCUGGGAGAGAUGAACCCGAAGGUCAAUGCCGCAAUAUAUGCAGUUCUCGCAUUGCUCCGCUGGGAUGAAGGGACGGGGGUGCAGCGGCGGUCGUUGGAGGCGUUCAACAGUGCAGCAGCAGCAGCAGAAGCAGCAGCAGCAGCAGCAGAAGGAGCAGCAGCAGCAGCAGCAACAACAGAAGCAGCAGCAGCAGCAGCAGCAGCAGCAAGAGAGAUAGAAGCAGCAGCAGAGAAGGUGCUUGCUGCUGAAGGUGUUAAAUCGACGGAAGCCAUACGCUGCGCUACAAAACAGCUGGCUCUCGGAUUCAACAAACAGUUCAAUGCAGUAGCAGCUGUCGUUGGCGGCCUCCUGACUCAAGAGGUGAGAAAGUAUAUAACGAGGGAGCAGAAGGCCGUCCCCAAUGUGGUUGUUUUUGAUGCUCUUACAUCCUGCGGGGCAGUAGCCAGGGUCCCCCCCAAACCCUAA